Aspergillus niger is the source of this 378-nucleotide messenger RNA. RefSeq lists its product as hypothetical. Bases 1 to 378 code for a protein of 125 amino acids. NCBI's taxonomy places the organism in Eukaryota, Fungi, Ascomycota, Eurotiomycetes, Eurotiales, Aspergillaceae. The transcript has 5 exons. The record is from RefSeq and is a predicted model, not a curated record.
AUGGGAAAAUGCAGAUCAGGGCAGUAUGGUGCGACCCCAAGGUACUUACAGAGUAGAUUUGCCGGCUUUCUGCAUCAGAUAAGAGAAGGUAGCCAAUCGUCACUUAUAAAUAGUAUCAAGGAGUAUCAGCAAGGGGCCUGUCACGCUACCCAUCUACAGUAUGAGUUUCAUGUGAUUGUAGUGAUACUUGCCAAAAGCGGGAUAUGCAUUUGCCCGUUCAAGCCCGACAACAUGCUACAUCAACUACAGAUACUCUUAAAUGAUACUGAGGAAACAGGGUACAGGAAGAGGUCAGACCCCGUUGACCGCAAUGGUCUAGGAAAAUGCCGUAACUUCGCAUGGGAGAAUAUCGGGAUCUCGCUCUGUGGUGGUGGUUGA